Messenger RNA from Geodia barretti, 1754 nucleotides. The record is from the annotation of a GenBank genome assembly. Lineage: Eukaryota; Metazoa; Porifera; Demospongiae; Tetractinellida; Geodiidae.
UACAAUCAUUUUGAGGGAAAUAAUUCUUGCAUGAUGCACGUGCGUACGUCCGACCUCCUCUGCGGUGGUGGUCAGCUUGCUGAAGCUUCGCCGUCUUUUCUGGAGAAGCAGGCGAGAGCAAAUGGAGAAUGUGACUACUCUAACUGCCGCCAGAUUGGCGGGGAAGAUGAUGAGGGAGGUCCGACCGCUGUUCUACCUCGAGCUCCCAUCCACCAGCAGUUUCCAGCACGUCACCGAGGUCCCUGACUACUCAAAGCAGGUGACACCCUAUUUCUUUGCCAUGAUAUUCUUGGAGGUGUUCAUAAGAUGGAUGAAAGGAAUGCCGAGAGUUCGUUUCAAUUCAUCCAUAGACUCUCUCAGUGCUGGACUGUUUUUGCUACUCACCAAAGUACUCAUGGGAAGUAUAGACAUCAGCCUCUACGUGUGGGUUCACUCGCGGUUCUGUAUGUACGAACUGCCGUGGGAUUCGGCCCUGACGUGGAUUGUUGCUCUCCUGGGUGUCGAUUGCGGAUACUACUGGUUUCAUCGCAUGGCUCAUGGUAUCUUUCCUUCUCUCUCUAUUCUUUUCUUACACAUGUAAUUAUAUCUCAGAAGUGAACCUCAUUUGGGCAGCUCAUCAAGUGCACCACAGUUCCGAUGAUUUUACUCUCUCCUCUGCCCUUCGUCAGCCCAUCUCCACCGUCUUCUUCUCCAUGUUUGUGUAUCUGCCUCUGGCGCUGUUCCUUCCUCCAUCGCUCUACUUCACCCACAAGCAGUUCAACCUGCUUUACCAGUUUUGGAUCCACACAGAGGUUGUCGAUCGUCUGGGGGUACUGGAAUGGGUGUUGAACACUCCAUCUCACCAUCGCGUCCACCACGGUCGCAACCCUUACUGCAUCGACUGCAACUAUGCUGGUGUUCUGAUCAUCUGGGACAGAAUGUUUGGAACCUUCCAACCAGAGCUCCGUGAGGAAAAGGUGGUGUAUGGUCUGGUCCACCCACUCUCCUCAUGGAACCCCUUCUGGGCACAGAUACACCACUAUGUAUACAUCGCGAGGAGACUGGUGCGGGGGGAGAAAGGAGAUGGCCUCGCAUUCAAACUGCAGUUCCUUUUCAAAGGUCCCGGCUGGUCGCCAGGGAAACCACGCCUCGGUCUUCGACAAGAUAUUCCUCAGGUCACCUUCCACCCUCUCCCCUCUCUCCCUCUCCCUCUCUCCUCUCUCCCACUCUCCCUCUCUCCCCUUUCCUAUCAUUUAUUUAUAUCACUUGUUACACAGGUUUCUCCAGAUGAAAAACCAUAUGAUCCAACGGUGCCGUUCUGGCUGAAUGUCUAUGUCGCCAUACACUUUGUCAUUUUGCUGAUAAUCGCCACGGUCAUGCGUAUUAUCCGCCAGGGUCUCCCUUGGCUUCAGACAGUGGCCCUGGUAUCCUACUGUAUGUUCUCACUCACUUGUCUCGGACUAUUCCUUGAGCGUAACCCCAGGGUCGUUCCCAUGGAGAUGACCCGACUGGCUGUGCUUCUCACAGCACUUACUCAGAGUUCCACUGUUUUCGCUGGUGCAUCGUCAGUAUCUCUGGUAUUCUCUCAUCCCGUCAUCCUCAUGAUACCGGUUGCCACGUCACUGGCACUAUGGAGCUUCAAACUGCUGUCUGGCCACGUCCUGACCACAGACCCACAGCAACUAAGACCGAUUGACGAGACCAAACUAUGUGCUAAUGGACACAGUUAUCCCACCUUUUGUGUUACUACCAGGUUUUUGAUUUAUAUAUCAGUG